This is a messenger RNA of Eimeria necatrix, 1983 nucleotides long. RefSeq lists its product as hypothetical. The transcript has 7 exons. The record is from RefSeq and is a predicted model, not a curated record. Gene Ontology annotation, biological process: transcription initiation at RNA polymerase III promoter. NCBI's taxonomy places the organism in Eukaryota, Apicomplexa, Conoidasida, Eucoccidiorida, Eimeriidae. Gene Ontology annotation, cellular component: transcription factor TFIIIC complex. Bases 1 to 1983 code for a protein of 660 amino acids.
AUGCAGGCCCUCGUGGAGAGCUCCCAAUCUAGUGGGGGCACAACACAAGCGCCUGAGGGCUCUUCAGACGCCGGUGCCCACCCUUUACCCGAGGUCCCUCCGAAUCUUCAAGGAACAGGCAAAAGUCAACUUCUUGAGGUACCAAACGUGGCAAUAGCUGCGGUAGAGAUCCCGGGGAAGGCCAAGAGGCGAUCAACUGUGAUUCGCAUACUCGGGGGGUGCGAGGCUGCUUCCCGAGGAGUGGCAUGUGGGGACCGUGGGGAGCCCCUAAUACUGAGGCUAGGGUGUAGUAGCAACAGCAGCAACAGCAGCAGCAGCAGAUGGGGGCAGAUACCUGCUUGUCGGCAAAGCGCAGCAGGCAUUCUGGUGCGCCGGAGGGUCCGGAAGUCAGGCGCUGUAGAGUUUGAGACCGUAGGCAGAGUGAUACAGCGCCACGUUUUCACCGGCCUCGCCGACUUCUACUUCGUGCCGCCGCCCGGUCACCGCGGCGAAGAGUCUUUCGAGGCUCAAGUGGUGGCAGAGGCGCAGCGCGCAUGCAGCGGCAACGUAAGCAAUACGCAGGAGCCCCCAUACAUACCGCCUCCCUUCUUCUGCAAAGGCCAGGCACCAUUUCCAUACAAAAUUGAGGCCCCGCCGGCCCCUACAUUUGCUGCGGAAGCUCCACGAGAGUCGCCUACCGAGCAGCAGCAGCAACACCAACAGCAAGACCGCCAACGGUUACAUCAGCAGCGAGACCAGCUGCUGCUGCAGCCGGAAGUGCAUGUUGACGUCGAAAAGCAGCAGCAGCAGAAAGAGUCUCCUCAAGAGUUCCCUUCCCCGAGACAUGCCAGCAGCAGCAUUUCUGCAACACAACCCGCGACGGCAGAUGCAGAAAUAGAAAACGCAGCGCAAACAGAAGAAGAUGAAGCAACAGCAGCAGGAACAGCCGGGGCAGUACAAGCAAGGCUGCUAACAGCACCGGCAUCAGCAAGAUCACAAACGAAGACAAAUGAAGAAGGAGGCGCCUCAAGCAUACUGGAGAGUGACAAAAUUACCCUCGGAGCUGCUGCAAAGGCUGCAGCUGCAAGAGCAGCGGGGACUAGAGGACAUCGAGCACCCCGUUUUGUUCCUUCGCUACCAGCAGCAGCAACAACAACAACCGCAACGAAAGCUGCAGAAACAGCAGAAGCAGCAGCAGCAACAACAGGGAAACUAACGGAGCAAGUACCCCAAUCAUCGGUCAUUUCUGAUGCUGCACCGCUAGACGCAAUUGACCCCGCGCGAAGUGGACGCCAAGAUGGUGAAGAUGCAGCUGCCGUUGCUGGUGCUGCUGCUGCUGCAGAACAGGGAAGCGCAGAAGCAGUAGCAGCAAGUUCUUCAGAGUCAGCACGGGAAUUGACGUCAGACGCGGCCACCUUUUCCAAGAGCUACCAGGCAGGUCCAUCAACAGUAACUGGGAGCAGCAGCAGCAGCAACAACAAAGAUGACAGCACCGCAUUUAAUGCUGUCGGCCGCAUAGGCGAUGAACAGCUCCCCGUGGCACCCCCUCCCGCAGCAGCUAGGGCCUUUGCAGACCGCAGCUUGCUGCUGGCCCUCGAAGAACUGCUGCAGAAACAGCCCGUAUGGCUUAGACCUUCUUUAGAUGCACAUCUGCCACCCACAUACACGGCAUGGAGAAAGAAGCCUGCCUAUGCCAAGACAUGCUUCUUAUUUGCAGAUGGGCCUUUCCGUGGCUGUCUCUGCCGGCUCGGCUAUGAUCCUCGAAAAGACCCUGAGAGCCGCCACUACCAGACAAUUGACUUCAGAGACCCUUUUUUCCGUUCUACCAACUGGAAAGCUGCCGCUGCAGGAGGGGGCCCUCCGCCGAGCUCGGGUCAGCAGCAGCGAGGAUGGCUUCACAAAGACACCCUUAAAACACUUCGUGCCCUCAUGUCACUCAAAAGCAGGCGCAUGCGUUCGGGGGAGAGCGACCAGCCGCAUCAGCAGCCUCGUCUGCAGGGGUAG